AUGCAGGGAGCACGCAGCCUCCUGACUCAGGCCGCCCGGUCUGGCCGCAAGUCGGUCCUGGCCUACUCCCAGUCCCGCGGGUAUGCCGCCAAGGACAUCCUGUUUGGCGACGCCUGCCGCGCCUCCAUGCUGCAGGGCGUGGAGAAGCUGGCUGACGCCGUCCAGGUCACCCUGGGCCCCAAGGGCCGGAACGUGGUGAUCGAGCAGCCGUAUGGCGGGCCCAAGAUCACCAAGGACGGCGUGACUGUGGCCAAGGCGGUGGAGUUUUCCGACCGCUUCCACAACCUGGGCGCGGCGCUCGUGAAGCAGGUGGCCGGCGCCACCAACGAUGCGGCAGGCGACGGCACGACCACGGCCACGGUGCUGACUCGCGCGAUCCUGGUGGAGGGGUGCAAGUCGGUGGCGGCGGGGAUGAACCCCAUGGAUCUGCGCCGCGGUAUCAACCUGGCGGUGGACCACGUGGUGAGCGAGCUGAAGCGCCGCGCGCGCCAGAUCAGCACCACGGAGGAGAUCGCGCAGGUGGGCACCAUCUCGGCCAACGGCGAGCGCGAGGUGGGUGAGCUGCUGGCGCGCGCCAUGGAGCGUGUGGGCAAGGAGGGCGUGAUCACGGUGCAGGACGGCAAGACGCUGGAGACGGAGCUGGAGGUGGUGGAGGGCAUGCGCUUCGACCGCGGCUACAUCUCGCCCUACUUUGUCACCGACAACAAGACGAUGCGCGUGGAGCUGGAGGACGCCUACAUCCUGAUCGUGGAGAAGAAGAUUUCCGGCAUCCAGUCCAUCAUCCCCGUGCUGGAGGCGGCGCUGAAGACGCAGCGCCCGCUGCUCAUCAUCUCCGAGGACGUGGAGAGCGAGGCCCUGGCCACGCUCAUCGUCAACCGUCUGCGCGCCGGGGUCAAGGUCUGCGCGGUCAAGGCCCCCGGCUUCGGCGACAACCGCAAGGCCAACCUGGCCGACAUCGCGGCGCUGACCGGCGGCCAGGUCAUCUCCGAGGACCUGGGCAUGAAGCUGGAGAACGUGGACCUGAGCCACCUGGGCACGGCCAAGAAGGUGACCGUGUCCAAGGACGACACCGUGCUGCUCAACGGCGGCGGCGACCGCGCUGCGCUGGCCGACCGCUGCGACAUGAUCCGGGAGGCGAUUGCCGCCUCCACCUCCGACUACGACCGCGAGAAGCUGGAGGAGCGGCUGGCCAAGCUGUCCGGCGGCGUGGCCGUGCUCAAGGUCGGCGGCCACUCCGAGUUCGAGGUGGGCGAGCGCAAGGACCGCAUCGUGGACGCGCUGAACGCGACCAAGGCCGCCGUGGCGGAGGGCAUCGUGCCGGGGGGCGGCACCGCGCUGGUCUAUGCCUCGCGCAGCUUGGAGUCUGUCAAGGACGCCUGCGCCAACUUCGACCAGCGGACGGGGGUCAGCAUCAUCCAGCGCGCCAUCCGCCAGCCGGCCGCCACCAUCGCCGCCAACGCGGGGCAGGAGGGCGCCGUCAUCGUGGGCAAGCUGCUCGAGCGCCCCGAGGCCGACGCCGACGUGGGCUACAACGCGGCCACGGGCGAGUUCGAGGACCUGGUCAAGGCGGGGGUGAUCGACCCCAUCAAGGUCGUGCGCGUCGCGCUCACUGACGCCGCGUCGGUCGCCUCCUUGCUCACCACCGCCGAGGCCGUGAUCGCCGAGGCGCCCAAGCCUGAGGGGGCGAGCCCGGCCAUGCCGGGCGGCAUGGGCGGCAUGGGCGGCAUGGGCGGCGGCUUCUAG
Molecule: messenger RNA, 1743 nt
Organism: Auxenochlorella protothecoides
Lineage: Eukaryota; Viridiplantae; Chlorophyta; Trebouxiophyceae; Chlorellales; Chlorellaceae
Product: Chaperonin CPN60, mitochondrial
Exons: 3
Coding region: 1-1743 (580 amino acids)
Biological process (GO): protein refolding
Cellular component (GO): mitochondrion; cytosol
Molecular function (GO): ATP binding; ATP-dependent protein folding chaperone
Source: RefSeq, a predicted model, not a curated record